AAUACAGUAGGACGCAAAGCGGGGCGGUGUAAAGCCGAGGUCGGCUUCGGCGACCUCGCCGGGGACGUCCUGGGAGUCGCAGCUCUCGCGAGGGGUGACACGCGGCAAACACCCAAGCUGCCUUUGGUGCGCCUAGCUAAUUGUCAAGAUAAACUGUAAAGGGGUCCUGCUAGUUAGUGUCGCAGACAAAAAUCGCUGCUAAAGUAAGAGGCCCAAAGCCGAUGAUAAGCUUGUAUGUGACGAUGGCGAGUGCGACCUAACGCUUUGUCAAGCGCAAAUGACCAAUGUCAUGUAUGCGCUACUGCCAUUUGAGAAAUGGCUCCUGUCACACCAGUUGAACUCCGGUCGCAAAACUCUUCAACGUCUGGAUGUGGCAACGUUUCGCCUGCUGGGCAACGCAGCCAGCAGCCAGCCACACGAACAUGCAUCACGCUAUAAUGAGGGCACUGACUGUGGCUGUAUGACAAGCGGUAGCAGAAGCUGCCAGUGUAGCAGCAGAGAGCUCGUCGGACAUGUCUGCAGGGUUUCGUGGAGUCGGACAGGUCUGCCUGGAUGUCACGGGACACGGCUUUGAGAGCCCAUGUCAGUAAACCUAAGCAGGUCACAGCCGCACCCAAAGUAGACGAAACAGACCCGAACCUUCCUUGUACCGGCUCGCUUUGCUUUGCACCUGGACAAUUAUGCUGUGCCUUCAAUAUCGCAUCGUUGUUUUACACUCGGAUAAUAGCUGUAUCCAUGGAUGGCUCGCGCUGUAGAGUUGAGCUUUGAUCACAGCUAGCGCAGCGUCGCCGAAAUGCGGACGAUGAUUGCUGCCAUGACUACGCCUCGAGGCAUGGCAUCUGCGCUGCUCGCGUGCAUAUGGAUGCUUACAGCGGUCUUGGCACAGCCCAGAGUGACGACAGGUGUCCUGGAUAUCUUCUCUGCACUUUACAUAGACCAACAGGACCCUGCGUGCUCCGGCAUUCACAUAGAGACAGACUAUGUGUACAUUACGCCGAAGCUUGACACGGAGGAAAAUCCUGCCUGGUCCGAGGUCAUCUCUGGCAGCAACAUCAUUGGCGACGGUUCGGACGGUGGCUUCAAUAUCCGAACCGGUGACUUUGUGGAGGUUGUCUACGCGGCGAACACCAGCAGGGUCACGGGCCGCCGGAUGCUGUUGAGCGACCAGCCUGCGGUCCUGGACUUCCAGAUUAUCCAGCCGGGCUCGCCCAAGGAGGUCUUCACUGGCGACCCCAUCCAGGUGUCCAGCUACAUCUACGUCAUCAACACCUGCGGCUGGCCGCAAUCCACCACCACCGACAAGCUCCGGCAGCUGUAUUUCACCGGCAGUCAGAACAUCCAGGACUACCAUUCCACCUGCUCCUACAACAAAGUAUUUUUCCCGGAGGCCAAUACGCGCAUCUUUGACAAUAUCAAUGUGCCCUGCAGCGGCACGGUGCAGAGCGGCGUGCUAAAGUACAACUACGACAGCAGCAACAGCUGCGGCGCAGCGGAGCAGUUUGCCUGGCGCAUGGCGGGGGAGGACCUGGCCCGCUCGCUGGGCUACGGCCCGGAGAUGGACAGCACCCAGCGCCGCCGCCUCGUCGUGGUGCUGCCCACCUCGGUCAAGUGCGGCUGGGCCGGUCUGGGCUCUGUGGGCUGCAGCGGACGCUCCUGCUCUGUGUACAUAAAGGGCGGCUACGCCAACAGCCUGCUGGUGCACAUGCACGAGCUGGGCCACACGCAGGGGCUCAGCCACGCCGGCCGCGGCCUGGACGAGUACGGCGACAAGUCUGACAUCAUGGGCACCGCCGGCAGCUCCCCCGGCUACCUGUGUAUGAACGCCGGCAACCAGCUGCGCGUGGGUUGGAACGCCCCCCUCGCCACGUUGACACCGCCCUUGGCCGACUUCAGCAUCGUCGGCCGCCUGCUGGAUGGCACCCGCACGGAGCCUGGGCGCUGGGAGCUGCCUGCAGCUGCUGGCACGGACACGAACCACCUGCUCCUAGAUUUCAAUUCGCGUGGCGGGCAGGCCUUCCCUAACGCCUUCCUCAGCUUCCGCGCGCGCGGCUCCGGCUUUGACAGCAUCCUGUCCGCCGACAUGAACAACAAGGUCCUGGUGCACUUUUUCAACGGCAGCGCCAGCGAGCGUGACUACAACCGCACCCUGCUUGUGGGCGUGCUGGGCGCUGGGCAAGCCUUCACCAGCCCCUUCCUCAACCCAGCCGGUGGCGUCAAACAGUACGGAGGUGGUUGGAAGGUCACUGUGAUCUGGAUCCAGAACGGCAAAAGCGCGCUGAUCCAGAUGUGCCGCAUGUACGCCCCUGAGGUCGCCAAAGCCGCCCCGACCACCGCCCCGGCCGCCGAAGCCGCCCCGCCCACCCCCAGUUGGAGCGCCCACCUAGGCGCAGCAUGCAGCGGGUGCCGCAAUGGAUCCGCCGCCUCCUACGAGGUGCAGCGGCAUGGGCUGCCCUGCCGCCAACGGAAUGGAGGGCUGCCGCCGCCUCAGCUGCACCAGAGGAAGGGUAUACCGAGAGCAUUCAUGUGAUCUGGGCGCCAAUGUGGGGUGUAUGUUUGCGUGCGCCUUCGGCACGCACGGAGCGCAUGACUCAUAGGUGUGUACAAUAAAAGUGCCAUAGGUUCAUGCCAUACGGCUGAAUGUAUGAUUGUCAUGGCAGUCCUCGAAGUCCAAUAAUUUCGACCAGCACGUAUUGCUGCAGGCCAAACUUGUACCUAUGUUCAGGAACGACGCUGUACAUAGCGGUAUGCUCACGUGCUAAUGGCUUGCAUGGCCAGUGCCAGGCUGCCAGCACCACAUUCAUCCCUAGUUAGUUGAUAGCAUGGUAAAACGCUUCUGGCUUACGUAAAAGAAAGUUUUGGUGGUUGCAUGGCUGCCGGCUGUUCACGCCUGGCGAACGGUGUUCUGGUGUUACCGAGUGCUAGUGUCGGCUCGGCUGCUAAGCCAGGACGACAGCGGGCACUGUCGCACCCAAGCGCGACACCUGUUCCUGGCUGGUUGUACUUGCAGCCGCUGUAAGAAGCAGGGCGAUGAGGAGGAGGAGCAAGCUGUGAUGGCGUGAAGGCCGGGACUGGGAUUGCAAUAUUGUGUUGGAUUGUUGACGCGAGCGAGGCGUGGGCGCUAGUGGGCGUGCAUUCUUUGGAGCCGUAAGGGCUAGGGCAUCUGUACUGCCGUUACGCGCCCCGCAAUGCGUGCGGCCCUGCAAUGCCUGCAAUGCGUGCGGCCAUGUGGCUCCUCUCACUGGGGCUCUUGCCUACAGGCUCCCCUGCAUGGUCGGGUUGGCCGUAAGCAUCCAUCGUGCGCGGUUUGCGAGCGGCAAGUUGAUUCUCUCUUCAAGUAUACGGUACCAGUAAUGCGCUUGGGGACGGGGAGGCAGGGGUGCGGUGGGACAGGGCAAGGUAGGGGCAGGUUGGCGUAGUCCCAAGGCUGAUAAGCUGAGCAACGAGUACCGCGUUGCCAUAAUCCAAGUUGCCAUAAUGCUGUAAAAGGCUGACCGUGAACUGAGCGCCUGAGGCUGAGACGGGCUGAGGCGAGCUGAGCUGCUUGCUGACAUCCGCCAUCACUGAACUGGCGCGGGGCUGCUCCCGGGCAGGGUUAUCCAGGACUGUAUACAGGGCGCAGGCAGCGGUGAUCAGCAGAGCACUGGGCGUGUAGGCUUGUAGGCCCAUUUACAGGGCCCACCCCGCCCACUCCCAUUCGUUCCCCUCCAAAAUUCCAAAUGUGACGUGGUGCAUACCGAAGUGCCAUUGUGUGCAGUCCUGGUCUAGGGGCGCACCGACGCCACCUGGGGUUUGGCCUGGCACUGGAUGACCUUGCAGACCUAGUGCCUGACACAAGGGGGCAGGUGGAUCCAAAGUCGUAGUGCAUGCGGGGCCAUGUGCGGCCAGCUCGCACACGCGCACGCUCUUCUAGCCCCCGUGCAGUACACUCUUGUGCAGAGGGAAAGCGUCCGAUACAUGUUGACUCGGUGCGAUGUUGACCGGCGGGCUGUUGGCAUCGUGUCGAUGGCGUUGGGGCAUACGCACCCGCAUACCCGGACCCGCUAACCCGUUACACACAC
Molecule: messenger RNA, 4058 nt
Organism: Chlamydomonas reinhardtii
Lineage: Eukaryota; Viridiplantae; Chlorophyta; Chlorophyceae; Chlamydomonadales; Chlamydomonadaceae
Exons: 12
Coding region: 794-2527 (577 amino acids)
Source: RefSeq, a predicted model, not a curated record